Metarhizium robertsii ARSEF 23 is the source of this 3681-nucleotide messenger RNA. Its product is annotated as glycosyltransferase family 2. Gene Ontology annotation, cellular component: cell periphery; cell septum. Gene Ontology annotation, molecular function: chitin synthase activity. NCBI's taxonomy places the organism in Eukaryota, Fungi, Ascomycota, Sordariomycetes, Hypocreales, Clavicipitaceae. The record is from RefSeq and is a predicted model, not a curated record. The transcript is spliced from 2 exons. Bases 1 to 3681 code for a protein of 1226 amino acids.
AUGUCUCUCCCUGAGCGACCGGGCGGCAGCCCGGUCUACGAACACCGCAACGUCUAUCGAAAUUCGCCUUCGCGACGCCCUCGCCCCAAUGACAUAGAGACUGGCUUUCAACCUGUGCCAAGGGCAGGACAUGAACGUGGGAAAUCCGUAUCUUCUUACGCCGAGACCAUUUCGAACCCUAAUGCCAAUACAGAGACUCUCCCUCUGUCACCGACGCAUCCCACAGCCUCGCCUCCGCCGCACAGCCCAGACCAACCCUUUACCCGCAAAAGGAGUCUGAUUCGACCAGAGCGCAACAGGAUUGGCAAGGACCACAGAAAUUACCACUAUCACAAGCAUGCGGCCAACAUGGAGACCAUGCCCUCGUCCACCGGCAACGACCCCAUCUUGGAAAACGUCGAGGCAUCAACCGAACCAUCGGGGGGCUCACAAACCCACGGAAGCUUUGCCGAUAGUUCUCCGCCACGCCAUCACCGCAGCCGAAAGACGAGCGGCGGUGACCAAGAAAAGGGCAAUGCUCGUGUCAAGUCGCGCCCGCACCGCAACAAGUCUGGCAAGAUCACGAAAACAACUAGGCAUAGAAAGUCGCGCAAGAACCCUGCCAUGGCCGAACAGAUUAGACCUCCGAGUGCCUGGAACGUUUACUGCGCCAUUGUGACAUUCUGGUGUCCCGAUUUCAUAUUGAAAUGCUGCGGCAAGCCCACAAAGGCUCAGCGCCGAGCUUGGCGCGAGAAGAUGGGCCUAAUCAGCAUCAUUCUCGUCAUCAUGGCCAUUGUUGGUUUCCUCACGUUUGGUUUCACUGCUACUGUGUGUAGUGCACCUCCCGAGCGAUUGAGGGUCAACAAGGUGACGGGUGGCUACAUGAUCUUUCACGGUGUCGCCUACGAUUUGUCCACCUCGCACCAUCCUCCGGCCGAAGGUAUUCCUCUGCGGCAAGAUGGCACGGGCGCCAACGUUUUGUUCGACUUGCCCGAGAAACAUUCAGGACAGGAUGGAAGUUUUCUCUUCCAAAAUGUCAACGGCCAUUGCAAAGGUCUCAUCAACAAAGCCCCGGGCUCUGACGUUCCCGACAACUCGAACAACGAGCUGGCGUGGUACUUCCCCUGCACUACGUUCAAUCAGGACGGAUCUAGUCGUCCCAACUUCACCAACCCGUACUAUUUGGGUUAUGCUUGCCACACGAGUUCCAACGCUCGAAAUGCCUUUUACGUUGGCCUGAAGGAAGCCGCUGAUGUCUACUUCACCUGGGACGAUAUUCGCAAUAGCUCUCGUAAUCUGGUUGUCUACUCCGGCAGCGUUCUGGACCUCAACCUACUCAACUGGUUCAACGAGAGCGAGAUUAGUGUCCCUGAUCGAUUCAAGGUUUUGCGAGACCAAGACAGCGCAGUCAACAAGGCCAUCCGUGGUCGCGAUGUCACCCGAAUGUUCCAGUCCCCUGGCGAUAAGCAGGUUGCUCAGUGCCUCGAGGAAAUCAGCCGAGUUGGAUUCGUUGAUACCGAGACUGUCGGUUGCAUUGCUUCAAAGGUUGUGCUGUACUGCGCUCUUAUUUUGAUUCUGUCCGUCGUCGGAACACGUUUUGUCUUGGCCCUGAUUUUCCAGUGGUUCAUCAGCCGCAAAUACGCAGCCGCAAAAACGUCGCAAACCUCAGAUCGCAGAAAGCGUGCCAAACAGAUUGAGGAUUGGUCCGAGGACAUUUAUCGCGCCCCCGCUCGAUUGCCCGGCGAUGUUGGUAGCUCUGCCAUGGGCUCUUCUGAUAGAGCGAGCAAGCGAGGCUCGUCCUUCCUGCCCACGACGUCUCGAUUCUCUGCCGUCUACGGAUCUGAUCGUCCAACCGGAGCCAGACGUCUCCCCACCACCAUGUCUAGCCAAGGUCCCGCAAGUUCUCUGCUCAAUCCCAAUUCCAUCUACAGACAAGGCAACGAUAGCCGAGCCAGCUUCUUGCGUCCCGAUCCUUACUCGAGUGCCGCCAGCCCCUCUGAUGGCCCCGGUCCCGCUGGAUUCAUUCACGACUCAGUUGUCCCCCAGCCACCAUCUGACUGGAUGCCAUUUGGAUUUCCCCUGGCUCACACAAUGUGCCUGGUUACGGCUUAUUCGGAAGGCGAAGAGGGUAUUCGGACCACACUCGAUUCCAUUGCCAUGACUGACUAUCCCAACAGCCACAAGGCUAUCGUUGUUAUUUGCGACGGUAUCAUCAAGGGCAAGGGUGAAGCUGUCUCUACUCCCGAUGUCUGUUUGGGCAUGAUGAAGGACCAUGCGACUCCUCCAGACAUGGUUGAGUCAUUUUCCUACGUGGCCGUUGCCAGCGGCUCGAAGCGCCACAACAUGGCCAAGGUCUAUUGCGGUUUCUACGACUACGGCAACAAGAGCCGUAUCCCCGUGGACAAGCAGCAGCGUGUGCCCAUGAUGCUGAUUGUCAAGUGCGGUACCCCAGACGAGGCCGACAAGGCCAAGCCCGGUAACCGUGGCAAGCGAGACAGUCAAAUCAUCCUCAUGUCCUUCCUCCAAAAGGUCAUGUUUGACGAGCGAAUGACAGAACUCGAAUACGAAAUGUUCAACGGUCUCUGGAAGGUCACUGGUAUCUCACCCGACUACUAUGAAAUAGUACUCAUGGUCGAUGCCGAUACCAAGGUGUUCCCUGACAGUUUAACGCACAUGGUAUCUGCCAUGGUUAAGGAUCCCGAGAUCAUGGGUCUGUGUGGUGAGACCAAGAUUGCAAACAAGCGAGACAGCUGGGUUACUGCUAUCCAGGUGUUUGAGUACUUCAUCUCCCACCACUUGGCCAAGUCGUUUGAGUCCGUUUUUGGUGGUGUCACCUGUUUGCCUGGUUGUUUCUGCAUGUACCGUAUCAAGGCCCCCAAGGGCGGCCAGAACUACUGGGUGCCUAUUCUCGCCAAUCCUGACGUUGUGGAGCACUACUCGGAGAACGUGGUUGAAACGUUGCACGAGAAGAACCUAUACCUGCUUGGUGAGGAUCGUUACUUGACGACUCUCAUGCUGCGCACGUUCCCCAAGCGAAAGCAGGUGUUUGUACCCCAGGCUGUUUGCAAAACGACUGUACCCGACAAGUUUAUGGUUCUGCUCUCCCAACGACGUCGCUGGAUCAACUCGACUGUUCACAACCUUAUGGAGCUUAUUCUGGUUCGAGACUUGUGCGGUACAUUCUGCUUCAGCAUGCAGUUUGUCGUUUUCGUUGAACUUGUCGGCACGCUGGUGCUGCCAGCCGCCAUUGCAUUUACCUUUUAUGUUGUCAUCACCUCUAUUAUCCAUUCACCUCCGCAAAUCAUUCCGUUGGUGUUGCUUGCUCUUAUUCUAGGCCUUCCCGGUCUCCUCAUCCUGGUCACGGCCCACUCGUGGUCCUAUGUCGUCUGGAUGCUGAUCUACCUGGUUUCCCUGCCCAUCUGGAACUUUGUUCUCCCGACAUAUGCCUUCUGGAAGUUUGACGACUUCUCAUGGGGUGACACGCGUAAGACGGCAGGAGACAAGGUCAAGAAGGGCGGCAUCGAAUACCAGGGCGAAUUCGACAGUAGCAAGAUCACCAUGAAGCGAUGGGCCGAGUUUGAGCGCGAGAAGCGCGCCAGGUCCGCCUACUUUGGCUCUCGGGAGAACGUGGUCGGCGCCCCUGGCGGCUGGGUCGCUCCUCCCAGCCACGCCCAAACCGAUGGCUACUACUCGGAUGUAUAA